AUGUGGUGGCUUGGUCAGAUGAGAGGCCCUGUAACCAGAUCCAGUCUGUUUGACGUCACACAAGGGAAAUGUUAUUCAGUGAAAGAAAACAUUCAGAAAGGCAGGAUGCCCCCUGUGCAGAUCAACCCAGCUCUUCAGAACCGCCUCAGGAUGAACUCUCACGCUGGACAAGCUGCAGCCACCGCAGGGAUGGCCAGAAACCUUUGCGUGAGUCCCGAGUCCCAGCAGCUCCUGAAAGAGUUCGAGGAAGCCACGGGAGCCGAUCAGAACUGGGACCCUCGUUUGGCUGAAGCCACCAUGUUGAGUUGUUGGGUCUCAGGGAAGGGGAGCAAGAGGAAACAGCCGUACACCCACAGGACUGGUGGGAGCAAAGCUCCACGACGUUCAAGCUCCCCACUGCUGGCCAUGGAUGAGCAGGAGGACUUAAGCUCCCUGAAGGGCAACUUUGACUGGGACGCCCUGCUAGACUCUGCCCUGAAUGGAGAGUUAAGCUUGAAUGAAGGGGGUCCGUUGAGCCCUAUACCACAAGAUGAGGACUUGAUGGUUAGAGGCACCCAUAUCAGCCCCCUCGAACCACCUGGAGGUGUCAUUGAGAGCCAUGUGUUGAUGGAAACCCAGAGGAGCAGCGAAGCAGACUUUGAUGAGGAAACCUUCCUGGCCACUGCAUUUCUCCAGAGUCCCUGGUCGGAAGUGGAAGAAGGCAACCGUCCCGACUUCCUCUGUAGCUCAACGGUCAACAUCGAUCAACUCUUCGACCUGGGAGACUCUCUCGGAGGAGACUUAAGCAGCAAGAUCGAGUCUCUCCUUUGAAGAGGUCAUUAGUGACACUUGAGAUUCAGGCACAAACAAGUCAAAGAACAAAGAGGGUUCGGACUGUUUACCCCCAAAGAUUUCAUGCUGGAUUCCAUGAAGCCCACGUGAAGAUGUAUUUUUAAAAGUGUAUCUAUUUCUAAGACUGAUUUUUAUGAUUAUGUUUUUGUA
Messenger RNA from Sinocyclocheilus rhinocerous, 981 nucleotides. Its product is annotated as forkhead box protein J1-A-like. Bases 1 to 810 code for a protein of 269 amino acids. Gene Ontology annotation, cellular component: nucleus. Lineage: Eukaryota; Metazoa; Chordata; Actinopteri; Cypriniformes; Cyprinidae. The record is from RefSeq and is a predicted model, not a curated record. The transcript has 2 exons. Gene Ontology annotation, molecular function: RNA polymerase II cis-regulatory region sequence-specific DNA binding; DNA-binding transcription factor activity, RNA polymerase II-specific. Gene Ontology annotation, biological process: regulation of transcription by RNA polymerase II.